ACCCACGCAGAUGCACGCACAGGCACUGUGGAGUGCAGCUGGAGCUCAAGAGCUGGACGCGUCCCGAUUUCCUGGAUGAUCAUCUGACUCCGCUUUGGUGCGCGCAAAAGGAAACGCCAGAUCGGAGCGGACGCGGCCUGCCUUCCUCACGUCACUUGGGUUCGACUUGAAGGAGGCACGGGAGAGCGGUGCGAACGGCGGGCUGACUGCCACUGGCGCAACAAGCAUGGGAUUAUUAUUCAGUGCGUAAUGUUGCCACUCGGUCACUGCGGGAAAGCGCACUGCCGCGGGACCAUGUGAGACGUCCCGGAUCGAGCCUCUCUGUGUUUGUGUGUAAUGUGUGGAUAGUAACCUCCACCCCCCACUCCACCGUGGCCCCCGAACCCCCUCCCCCCGCCCCUGAGGAUCGCUCGACAGAAGAGUUUGGGGCGCAAAGAGGAUUUUUUUUUUUUUUUUUUUAAAUUUGUGCGCCGCCACCGACAUGGACGCGGCACCCACGGACCGACCAGGACCCCCGUUUUAACAGCCUUGCUUGUAAAUGCUAACUUGAUGGACGUGAAGCCUUCCUCCCUCCACCGACCGCACCGCCAGCACCGCCGCGGAUUCUAACACCUCGCCCGGAUUUGGAUUUGACAACACCAUGAACUUUAUUGACAGUUUGACACUAUUAUUUCUGACGCUGUCGGCUGUCAAGAGUGCCCAAUUACCGAGGGAAACGCAAAGAGGUCCACAUGACGUGAUCCCCUUGAUGGAGGUGUACAACAAGAGCUUGUGUAAGCCUCGGGAGCUGCUGGUGGAGAUCCUGCAGGAGUACCCCGAGGAGGUGGAGCACAUCUUCAUCCCAUCGUGCGUGGUGUUGACGCGCUGCGCCGGCUGCUGCAACGACGAGACGCUGCAGUGCAUGCCCACGUCCAGCUAUAACGUGACCAUGGAGAUCAAAAGAAUAAAAACCCAAAGACAACAAAAUGAUAUCUUCAUGAGUUUUACGGAACACAGCGCGUGCGAGUGUAGGUUAAAGAAAGAAGUGAAAGAGCUGCGAGAAAAACAAUCCCGGCGAGGCCCAGCUAAAUGCCAAAAACGAAAGCGAAAGAAAAACCGAGACUUAACAAUUGGCGAUUCUAUUUGCAAGCCCUGCUCUGAAAGGAGGAAGCAUUUAUUCGUGCAGGAUCCGCAAACCUGCCGCUGCUCCUGCAAACACACGGACGAGUUUUGUAAAGAACGCCAACUAGAGCUCAACGAGAGGACCUGCAGAUGUGACAAGCCUAGAAGAUGAGCGAGGAGAAGCGCCGCGCACAUUAAAGAUGAAGGAAUACUCCGUUCUAUUAUUAGAACGUAAUGCAACGGAUAUUUCGCAGCACAGCACUUUGACAUUGUUUUCUGUGGAAAGCAUUCUGCUCUGGACUGACAGAGAAGGACGGACAGUUGGCUCCCACGGUAUAUCUACAGUAUGUGUAUGCGUUGUGUGUGUGAGUGAGUAUGUAGACCAGCAUACUACACAACUGUUUGCUGCUACAAAAAAAAAAUCAUAAUCAACUAAACAAACGCAUCAUUUGACGGAAGUGCCUUCUAACUGACUUCACUUUCACUGGAUGCGAGUCUACUGUGCCGGUACGCAAAUCGCUCGGAGAUUUAAGAUGACGACGACAAGGAUGAGGAGGGAGAGGAGCGUUCUGGCACGGAUUCACACGUGGAUGUCUGCUUUUACUGCUUCUUCCAGAAGAUGGGUGCUUUUUCCUCCGAGGACAUUUUCAGCACACGAUUACGAGUGCCUUUAAAGGGAUACUGCAAGCCGACGUGCUAUUAUAGCUGGCGUGAAAGAAAACCACUGAAUGAAAACUCUACUGUAGUUUGAUUCCAUCGGGAAAACCAGUGCCUCGCUUCAAAAAAAAACAAAAAGACUGAGAAAAGUGCUUUAUAAAUUAUUCGUUCCUUUGUUCCAGGAAAAGGGGGAUUUAACGCAGUAGUGCUUUGAUUACACGUCCUCUCUGAACUUGUAUAUAGCUAAUAUUAUCCCGUCAUAGUCCAUUCUAGAUAAUUUAUAAUGUCAUAGAGUAUUUUUCAGUAUUCAUUUUAUUGCCCAUAUUUAAUGCGCUCUAUUUAUAUAUGCAGUGUUGUGUCCCACCUCUCCCUACCACUGUCCAAUUUUUGGCAUGGAUUCGCUGUGCUUUAAUUUUAUAUUUUUACAUAUAUAGCUAAAAUGAAAUUACACCAACCAAAAAAAAGGAUCAGAUAUUUACUAACAUUCCCUAAAUGCUUCCUUUGUAGCGAGGAGGACACCUGAAUUAUUAGGCGGACGUUCGCAAAGCGUGUGUUGUUCUUUUAACAUUUGUAUAGAUGUGUAUGUAAGGACGUGUGUGUUUUGUUUGUCGUGCAACACGCAAUUACAGAAAAAAAUACUGCUAUCAACACCACUAGACUACCAACAACGACACAAAAAUAUAUACAAAAAAAUACAGCAACCUCUACCAUCAGUCUCAGAAACCCGAUUUAUUAGCUCCUCCUCCUUUUUUGUUGUUGAUGCUGUUCCAUCACUAAUAACCUGUUUUUAUGUGUCCAUGUAAAACAGUAAAGCAUAUUUAUUUUCAAAUUAUAUUGUUUUUAUAUAAAAUACUGAAAAGAUU
Molecule: messenger RNA, 2621 nt
Organism: Syngnathus acus (greater pipefish)
Lineage: Eukaryota; Metazoa; Chordata; Actinopteri; Syngnathiformes; Syngnathidae
Gene: vegfab
Product: vascular endothelial growth factor Ab
Exons: 8
Coding region: 641-1273 (210 amino acids)
Biological process (GO): positive regulation of angiogenesis; sprouting angiogenesis; induction of positive chemotaxis
Cellular component (GO): membrane
Molecular function (GO): heparin binding; chemoattractant activity; vascular endothelial growth factor receptor 1 binding
Source: RefSeq, a predicted model, not a curated record